Molecule: messenger RNA, 1004 nt
Organism: Monodelphis domestica (gray short-tailed opossum)
Lineage: Eukaryota; Metazoa; Chordata; Mammalia; Didelphimorphia; Didelphidae
Product: caspase recruitment domain-containing protein 18-like
Biological process (GO): regulation of inflammatory response; regulation of apoptotic process; proteolysis
Cellular component (GO): AIM2 inflammasome complex; IPAF inflammasome complex; NLRP3 inflammasome complex
Molecular function (GO): cysteine-type endopeptidase activity
Source: RefSeq, a predicted model, not a curated record
ACACAUAUGUAUGUGCCAUGAGUACAAAGAAAGAAUACAGCUGUCAUUAUGUCUGAUGAGGUCUCUUUUCCUGGAUGUCCUCCCAAACUCCCAUCUAGUCCUUCAGGAUCUUCACCUGCAGGCCAACCAGAUUAUGUAGAAAUCCUGAAGGGAAGAAGGAAGAAUUUUGUGGAAUCAGUGGACAAGAGUGUAAUCAAUGACCUCUUGGAUGACAUGAUGGAAGCAAAAGUGCUGAACCAGGAAGAAAUAGAGGAAAUACUGGAUCAAAGUCCCACAAUUAUGAGAAGAGCCCGGGUUCUGAUUGAUUAUGUUAUUCGGAGGGGCUCUAAAGCAUGCAAGCUUUUUAUCGAAUGUAUCUGGCGUAGAGAUAAACAUCUUGCAGAAAAAAUGAAACUGCCUCCUCAAAGUGUGUUGCAAUUAUGUGGGAGAAAUCAAUUCCGACUUUUGCAAUCCUCAAUGGAAGUGAAGACUUAAUGCAUGGCAGGGAAAUAAAAAGGAUAAAUAAUUAGAAAAAAUUGAUCAAAAGUAAUUAUUAAAUACUAUGCACCAAGUACUAUGAAUACCUGUAGAAGGGAUUUCAUUGUCAUGUAGAUCAUUUGUGAUAGAGGUAAAAUUUAUUCAAGAGGAAAAUGCACUCUUCUUUGAUUUCCUGAUGAAGAGAGUUGGGGAUAUUUUGCUAAUACAAACUGGUCUUUGUAAGGGACUUAUUACUAGCUAAUGAUCAACAAAUAUGAUGUAUUUUGAUGUAUCUUUUAUUUGUCAAACACUUAACAGAAAAGCAUAGAAUGAGAUUUUGUCCCACAAAUCUCUUAAUUUUUCAAUCUGAUUUUCUUUUACAUGUAUUUUUAAAUAUUAAGCUAUUUUAAAAAAAGAACCAACAAGAAGAUAGCUAAUUUCCUUAAGUCCCACCAAGGGCUUUAAUGGGUCAGGACUUUAGGAACAAGGAAUUAUGUAUUAUCUGUGAAGUGUCUUCAGUCAGCUUACCAUGAUGAUUUUUUAUUGUG